AAAUAAUCUGUCAGUUGCGAGAAAAUUUCUGUUUCUAGAUGAUCUGAUGUCAGUUUUUUAGUGUUUGACCUAGUCAAGUGCGUGUAAGUUCUGUCUUCACCUAACCGGUACACACCUGCAUAAAAAAAUAAUCAAAAAACCGGAAAAAGUAUUUAAACAGGCAUCAGUUUUCAUUGAAAAACUUCAAAGUUAUGGUUUCAUUAAGAAGACGAAUCAAUUGUAAAGGUAUAAAAAAUUGGACUAAAACGUGAUUAAGACUAAAAUGCAAGCUAAAAAACGUUAUUUAUUAGUGUUGUUAUCGUGUGCGUUUUUAGCUUAUUGUUAUUUUGGUGGAUAUCGAUUGAAAAGUUCAAGUGAAAUAGUCGAUUUUAUUGAAAGUUUACCUAAUUAUUUAAUUUCAUCUCGGACAGGUAGUGUUUUAAAACGUCGUGAACGUCCCCGUAUUGAAUUGGAAAACACAAAUUUAUGUCGAAUGGAAACAUGCUUCGAUUUUUCACGUUGUAAAAAUGAUUUUAAAGUAUUUGUUUACCCAUCUGAGGAUAAUCUAGAACCAAGUCAAUCUUAUCAAAAAUUGUUAAAAGUCCUUAAAGAAUCACGUUAUUAUACAUCCGAUCCAAAAACAGCUUGUUUAUUCAUUUUAAGUUUAGAUACGUUAGAUCGUGAUCAUUUAAGUCAAGAUUAUGUCCGUAAUCUACAAAGCCGUAUCCAAAAACUUCCACAUUGGAAUAAAGGACUUAAUCAUUUAAUUUUUAACUUAUACGCCGGUACAUGGCCUAAUUAUACUGAAAAUGGUUUAGAUUUCGAUUAUGGAUUAGCUAUUUUAGCUAAAGCUAGUAUGUCGGAAAAUCAUGUAAGACCUGAUUUUGAUGUAAGCAUACCUUUAUUUCAAAAAAGUCAUCCUGAAAAAGGGGGAGAACCCGGAUUUGUUACUAGUAAUAAUUUCCCUUUAAACAAAAAUUAUUUAUUAGCGUUCAGAGGGAAAAGAUAUGUUCAUGGGAUUGGCUCCGAAACGCGAAACUCAUUGUAUCAUCUACACAACGCUAAAGAUGUGGUUUUGGUAACUACUUGUAAACAUGGAAAGAGUUGGAGAGAAAUGCAAGACGAUAGAUGCGAUGAGGAUAAUAAGGAAUAUGACAGAUUUGAUUACGAGGUUCUUCUACAAAAUUCUACGUUUUGCUUGGUUCCAAGAGGACGAAGGUUGGGUUCUUUCCGUUUUUUGGAAGUUCUUCAAGCCGGAUGCAUUCCUGUUCUCUUAUCCAACGGUUGGGCUUUACCGUUUGCCCAAGUGAUUGAUUGGAGUAAAGCGGCUAUUUGGGCGGAUGAAAGAUUACUUUUACAAGUUCCAAACAUGGUACGGUCAAUACCGCCGAAAAAAAUCAUGAAACUUCGUCAACAAACUCAAAUUCUUUGGGACAGGUAUUUUUCAUCGAUUGAAAAAAUUGUAUUUACUACCUUAGAGAUUAUCAGGGAAAGAUUACCAAAAACUAUUCCAAGAGACGGUGUAACGUGGAAUAACUUCCCAGGCGCUUUGGUAACCCUUCAAGAAUUUUCCGAUUCGCCAACUGAGUUUCCAUUUCACGAAACUAGUCGCUCUGAUCGUUUUACUGCCGUCAUUUACUGCCAAUUAGGGCUUAGUCUCACUUCUUCAUCAACAUUAUAUCGGUUGCUUCAAAAUGUUGGGCGAAGUAAACAUGUUUUUAGGAUAAUUGUUGUUUGGUCGAAUGAUAAAAGAUCGCCAUCAAAAAAUCGUUGGCCAACAUUACCGUCCCACGUUCAUUUCCACAUUUUACAAUCGUUCGCAGAUCCAUCGAAUCCAGGAAUCUCGCAACGUUUUUAUCCGUAUCCGUUAAUCGAAACCGGCGCUGUAUUAUCGUUAGAUGAAGAUACAACAUUAACCACCGACGAAGUUGACUUCGCUUUUGCCGUUUGGCAACAAUUUCCGGAUCGAAUUGUUGGUUAUCCAGCCAGAUCGCAUUAUUGGGAUGAUUCGAAAGGUUCCUGGGGUUACACGUCAAAAUGGACAAACGAUUAUUCAAUCGUUUUAACGGGCGCAGCAUUUUAUCAUCGAUAUUACAACGUUUUGUAUACGCAAUGGUUGAGCCCGUUGCUACAUAAAACCGUUGAGCAAAGUCAAAAUUGUGAAGAUAUUUUAAUGAAUUUUUUGGUAAGCCACGUGACGCGACGUCCACCAAUUAAGGUAACCCAACGAAAACAGUAUAAAGAGCAAGCGCAGGUAGGUGGUUGGUCGCCAUGGAACGAUCCGGAUCAUUUCAUACAAAGACAGACUUGUUUAAAUACUUUUGCGGCUGUUUUUGGUUAUAUGCCACUAUUGAGGAGUAAUUUAAGGUUAGAUCCGGUUUUGUUUAAAGAUCCCGUUUCUAAUAUGAGAAAGAAAUAUAGAAAAAUUGAGUUGGUAGGUAGCUAGUUGGGUUAUAUUUUUGGUACUUACUCGAUAUUAUGAACAAAAUGUAUCGUCCUAGUCUUAGAUUUUAGUAAAAAUGUGUUUUUAAGUUUCCAUGAAAAACAAUCUUUUUUAAGGUCAAGGAAACUUAAUACACAUAUUUACUUAGACAUUUCUAUCUGUAAAUAAUUUUUGAUAGGUAAUUUUUAAUAAAUAAAUUUUUAUCAUAAAAAAGGGAAUUAUUUUAUUUAUAU
Messenger RNA from Onthophagus taurus, 2655 nucleotides. It is a transcript of the gene ttv, whose product is annotated as exostosin glycosyltransferase 1 ttv. The record is from RefSeq and is a predicted model, not a curated record. NCBI's taxonomy places the organism in Eukaryota, Metazoa, Arthropoda, Insecta, Coleoptera, Scarabaeidae. Gene Ontology annotation, molecular function: glycosyltransferase activity. Gene Ontology annotation, cellular component: membrane.